This is a messenger RNA of Epinephelus lanceolatus (giant grouper), 874 nucleotides long. RefSeq names its product plac8 onzin related protein 1 (gene ponzr1). Lineage: Eukaryota; Metazoa; Chordata; Actinopteri; Perciformes; Serranidae. The record is from RefSeq and is a predicted model, not a curated record.
UGGGCAGGCUUUACCCAGAAACGAAACCACUAGUGAAGCAGCAGAGCACAUUUCAUCACACACUUUGCUGCGUUCAUGCUGACUGGAUCAAACAUUCCUCUUAGUCUUUCACAUCUUACGGAAGAACUAGAGACAAGACAUGGCCGUCCAACAGCAGCCAACCCAGGUGGUGAGAGUGGUGACGACUUCCCACGGCCCUGGGACAUGGAGCACCGGCCUCUGUGAUUGCUGCAGCGAUAUGGCCACCUGUUGCUGUGGUCUUUGGUGCUUCCCCUGCAUGCAGUGUAAGGCUGCAAGUGACUAUGGCUGGUGCUGCUGCAUGCCACUGCUGGACUUCUGCUGUGUGGUGUCCUGCAUCCUCCGUGCCGGCAUUAGAGAGCGCCACGGCAUCCCCGGCUCCUGCUGUGACGACUGCUGCAAAUUAUUUUGGUGUUACCCAUGCGUGUGGUGCCAGAUGAGCCGUGAGCUAAAGAUAAGGGGCACACAGCCGGGCGCCACCUCAAUGGUCACCACGCAGGUCAUAAGUGGAUAGGACGCUUAUGUGUUGGUUGUGAGCUGAGGUCGUAUGACGUGUUUGUUAUGCAUCUCACCAGCUGUCUUAAUGUUUUAAUGCAUGCAGCUUUGUCGCAUGACAUGCUCCCCAACUUUCAGCAGUUAGCACUGAGCAUUUUUACAUUGUUUUGUAGUGAUGUGCUGUUUGUAAUGAUUAGAUGUAGCCGUUCUUCAGAAAUAGCUUCAGCUUCACUGUUAAAGCCAAAUGUUUCCAGCUGAUUGUUAGCAUGUCAGCACAUUGGAUGUUAUGAUACUGUCUGUCAGGUCAGGCUCCUGCCCGACCUUUGAUCCACUCCGGCCAAUAAAAUAUUUGACUUAACAA